This is a messenger RNA of Salvelinus sp. IW2-2015, 1268 nucleotides long. Its product is annotated as mitoferrin-2A. Gene Ontology annotation, biological process: iron import into the mitochondrion. Gene Ontology annotation, cellular component: mitochondrial membrane. Gene Ontology annotation, molecular function: ferrous iron transmembrane transporter activity. Lineage: Eukaryota; Metazoa; Chordata; Actinopteri; Salmoniformes; Salmonidae. The record is from RefSeq and is a predicted model, not a curated record.
AACGUUGCCAUCUGUUGCAUCUCAAUAAACCCAAGAUAUAGUCUUAUAUCACAAAGGAGACAUGGGAAAAGAAUAGAGUAAAUAAGGUUGCCUUUGGUUGAGUUGACUACCGRUAUUAUACAUUCCAUCUGGCCGUAUUUGUUUUUGAGCAGAAGUUGCGACCUAGUCAUGACCUAUUGUCCUUGACAAGCUUUUCCAGGCUAAUACCAUGGGUAGGCUACUACGCCUCAGAGGGGAGAAAAAAACAACGGCGUCAACCGAGUUAUCCAAUCAUAACAUCGUUUUUUUUAUUCUGUUCCCGCCUUCUUUAGAGGUUGUUAUCCAAGAACACAACUUUUGAAACCUGUCAACUUGUAAUAUACAUUGAUUAACAAAAUAGCAUGUAUUAGAAAAUAUUUGUUAUGAGCCAUUUCAAAUCACACACACAUCAUUUAUAUUUGAGAAAAAUCUAUAAUAGGUCGAAAUUCUGUCAAUGGGCGGUUCCCAUUUCCUCCAGCGUCAAACGGUCAGAGUGUGUCCCAAACACUGCGUGGUGUUGUCCGCCCUGGGGACUGAGGCCAGGAGUGGAAACUGUUCGACCGGUAAACAUCUGGGACGGGAAUGUAAAAAAAACUAACUACAAACGGGAACACGAAAUCGCUUUAAACGGAGUGCCAUUUGGGCAUAAAGACUGUCCAUCGUGUUUCCAAUGGAAGCGGAUGGUUUAUUGAGAAGACGUCGGAUGACAGCAGAGAGAGCAGGCGGGGACGCCGGGGUUGCUGGAGCCUCAGCCGGCGCAGAGGUCCGAUGGCUCGGGGGAAGGAUAUGGGGAGUGUCGGAGAGCCUCGUUGGGAGUUUGUCUCCCAGGAUCGGAGGCGAGGCCGAGAUUAAGAGUGUAAUUCAGUUCAGUGGCGGCCCCCCUGAAGUAACGUUAGCAGAUACUUCAAAACCCGACUAUGAAGGUUUGCCGCAGGGCGCUUCGACCAGCACCCACAUGGUUGCAGGAGCAGUGGCUGGGAUCAUGGAGCAUUGCCUGAUGUUCCCCAUCGACUGUGUCAAGACGCGUAUGCAGAGCCUACAGCCUGAGCCUGCUGCCCGUUACCGGAAUGUGAUGGAUGCUCUUCGGCGAAUCAUAACCACCGAGGGUGUAUGGCGACCAAUGAGAGGGCUGAAUGCCACAGCUGUGGGGGCGGGUCCGGCGCACGCCCUCUACUUCGCCUGCUACGAGAAACUGAAGAAAAGUCUGGGUGACAUCAUCCACCCCGGGGCUAACAGCCAUCUGGCCAACG